This is a messenger RNA of Tigriopus californicus, 4667 nucleotides long. RefSeq lists its product as uncharacterized. The transcript has 3 exons. Lineage: Eukaryota; Metazoa; Arthropoda; Copepoda; Harpacticoida; Harpacticidae. The coding region runs from base 438 to 4589 and encodes 1383 amino acids. The record is from RefSeq and is a predicted model, not a curated record.
UGUACGUAUGUGUGCAAUGUCUGCCUGCAGGCAGAGAAUCAAUCCCGACCAUUAUCCAACCCUCAGCUCAACACACUUGUGGCAUCGAAACCAGGGAAAGCCAGGCGAGACUCGCCAAUGAAGGGCGGAUCGGAUUUUGAUCCACACCUUCCACCCUUUGGUCGUUCUGUCGUGGGUCCUAGUGGUCUGUCUGUCGGCGUGGCUGGUUUUCUCGUGCCCAUUCAUAUCGGGCUCACAUUGACUAACCCAAAUAGGAAGGAGGCCCAAGUGGCGGGCGGCUAAGCCCCUGGCUCUGGCCGGUUAGAUUCAUCCCUGGUUCCGUAAAAUCUCGAUUCCAAGUCGCCAUUGCCAGAGUCUCAGAGUCUUCAGAUCCCAGACCAGGUCGUCUUCAUUCAGCUUGACCGGAUUACUCAUCGUCUCCGCCCAUCGGCACCUUCAUGUCGUCUUGGGCACCCCCGGGUCAUGGACGCGGACGAGCGGGUUUGGAAGGGAGUGGCCCUGGGGAUUAUCAGUCGCCCUCACCCCCGCCUCGCUCGUCCCGCUCGUCCCGCUCACACAGCCGCGAUAAUCGCGCGCUGAAUCCGCGAGCGGCGCUCAGUGCUGCGCGGUCUCGCCGCCGACGUUCGCGUUCCCGCUCGCGCUCCCGAGAACGCUAUCGGCGACGAUCGCCGUCUCCGCCCUUAGGCCCCCGUGGUGGCUUUCGACCCGCGGGCUUUGAGCCGCCCGGGGGUGCGUUUCGAGGCUACCCAAGUGGGUUGGAAGGGGCACGUGUCCGAGAUGAUCAGGCCAUGCGGCGUCAUGCCUUGCCUCGACCCCAUUUCCGACCGUCGUUUUCGGCCCCCGACGACGACGAUCCGCUGCCGUUGCUGAUGGGUGGCACCUCGGCUUGGGAUGCGGGCCGGUCCAGUGGACUUUGGCCCGGAUCCAGCCAGCCGCUCGUGAACGACCCAUUCUCGUUGCCCCCUUCCCCGACAUUUCGGGGCGGGGCGCGAGCUCGGGUUCGAUUAGACAUCUCGGACUUGGAUGCACGCGAUCCGGACUUGUCCGAGCCGUUUCCCCCGUCCCAUGCGCACAGUGUCACGCGGGGACUCGGGGUAAUUCGGGAGUACAUUUCAGACACGGCUGGGAUUCUCGACUAUCAACCCAACCAACGGGAUGGUCCUUUUUUUGCCGUUUAUUUUCACAUUAGCGUCACGUUUGUGCCCAACACGAUCAACGGGGAUGUCUAUGGCCCGCCCGUACGAUACAUCGAUAUUGUCAGCCGGGCCGAAGCCUGCCUUGAUCGACUUUUGCCCGUUGGGUCGGAAGUAUUUUUUAAUGCCGUCGAGGUGAACAGCCCGUUUUUCGAAUUUUUGGCCAUGACCGUGUGGCCCAAUAGCACAGAAAACCCAUCACGCAUGGAGCCCAUCACCAACCAAUCGGAUUUUUUGAGCCAAUUUCACGAGCGGACCACUCCGGACACCAUUGUGCCCUUAACAAUAAACGGUCUGGACCGAUUAGAGAUGCGCGAUGCUCGGGCUAAAGUUUGGGAGAUCAAAGAUGAAUAUUUUGGCGUGAUCGAGGUUUUGAUUGGCUCGGAACAGGAUCGCUUCUUCUGUAUGUUUCAUCGGAGCGAUGUGUACUUGGCCGACGGUCAAAAAGCCGUUUUAUCAGAUGUGUAUCGCGAUAAACCGCUCAACGAUAUCGUUAAAGUCAACCAGGAAGUCAAUUUGACGGCCAGAAGUAUCGUUUUAACCAAGGGAAGCUUUUUGAAGGCCGCUGUCCUCGAACUUCAAGCCGUGGUCGUGUCCUUGAAUCCGUUUCUUAUCCCACGCAGUGCGCCACGUCCCACCAAAUUCAAGGGCGGUGAUGGAUUACUGGGUAGCCGUGGCGAAUAUUCGCACGGUUAUCUGAACACCAGGUUACGUGAGGAGCUGAAUUUGAAACUCAACGAGUUCCUGAGGAAAUCCAGAACGGCUUUCCCUCAAUUAGAUCCAAAAUUCAUCUCAGAUUUGGAGCCAGAGCCUUUGAAAUUCCCCUUGUUUCCUACUGAGCACCCUUUGCAUGGUCAUAAUGUCCGAGCUCAUCCAAUACUACCCUCACUCGGGCUCGUGAAGGAGGUGUUGAGUGAGGGCUCUGGACUCAUCGAGUUGUCGCCGUCGGGUAACAAGUCGGGUUUAUGUCUUUUCACGGUGGGUCAAAUGAUUCCCAAGGUCCAAUCGUCUUUAUAUGACAUAAUUGGGCCUGGCGUGUGUGUGAAAGUGAUUUCUACCUUGGUGGACGACCAAAAAAUGAUUCCAAACCUUGCCACACUGGUGUGUAGUGACCGGUUCGAGCCAAGCCCUGAUCAAAUCAAUGCAGCCCAGCAGCCGGACGAGUUCUUACUCCAAAAGUAUCAUGACGUCAAUGAAAUGUUGUCGGUCCAAGUCCCCGAUUCAACCACCACCAUGUCCAAAUCAGGGAAAAGCGAUAACUUCCCUGAUUACUACGACGCCAAAGAGGGCAAGUUAUUUCGCAUUCUGGAUGAAAACUUUGGUCUUGUUAAAAUCCAUUACAACUUAGUUUUGUUUGACGUGUGCGACUUAUGGAUAGAUCCGAUUACCACCGCUUCACGAGAUGGAAAAAAGUUAUUCCAGGUCAUCCAAGAGGGCCAAAGAGUCAGAUUCCAUGGCACUUUGGUCGAUGCGAGCGCCAAGAUUCAGUAUCUGGCUAGUUCAGUGUGGUCGGCGGACAAUAGGUUAUUUACCCCAGAAAACCAACCCCAAUCCGUUUCUAAGGACAAAAUCCACUCGGACAAGAUCAAGAUCUACCGCACCGUGGUGGCCUCAGUGGGGGAGAAUCUCCCAGAAUUCUACGCCACAGAUAAUCCUCUCUUGGGUGAAACAAGUGGAAGCAAUCGUUGUUUGGAGGAUGAAUUGGGCGAAGUGGUCCUACUCAUACUCGAUAAUACCAAAUUUCCCGGGCGUAUCACGGGCGGUGUUCUCCGAUUGUCCAAGUACAAAUCCCAUGUGUUCUUCUUGAGCAGGUCUUGCUCAGUGUCCACGUGCUUGAAGAUCGGAGAUAAAUUGUCGUGUACUGUUAUGCCUUUGGAGAAGAGCGACGUCCCUAGUAUUCACGGUUUAGCAAUCCGUGUGACUAGCGUGGACGACAAUAGCAGAAUGCCAACGCGGGACGAGGUUGAUCGAAUGAGCGAACGGACGAGUGCCUACUUGGAGCGAGUCUUGAGUCCGAUUCAAAAAGAGACGCUACAGGCUAAGAUUCUGAAGCCUACCAUUCCUCUCAUGGGUUUGGAUUCCAACGCUCUCGUUGGAAUGCGUGAACCAUUGCCUGAGAUGCAUCUUCAAGCCCGAUUUGUCAGUCUGAUCAAUAAAGACGUGGCUCUCCUUCAAGCCAAGUCCAAUCCUUCACAAUAUAUCUAUUACGAGUUAGACGGUCUCCACUUAGCAUUACCCCGUUCCCAAGACUUGUGUGGCUACUUAGAGGAUCACGGAACGGAAUUGGACCUGGAGGCACAUGUGUGUGAAGUGGAAGCCCCCGGUCCUGUCAAGCUUAUUGCCCAUUCGAAUGGGGUCAGCGUGAAGGGACCUCUUCCGAGUGACAAGCUUAACGCAAUCCAGAAGUUGGAUUUCUCUUCGGCGUUUAUGGUGCCGAUUUACAGCGACAUCACCAAGUGGGAAAGGUUUGCCAACUUGCAGGGCGAACUCAAGGAAGCGUGCGAGGCUAACGGACUUCUCUACGACCUCGAACUUUCAACCGGGAUCUUCAAGUUUGCUUUAAAUGAGAACUUUGGCCUCAUCCACGGGUUUCACAAUGGGAUGCCCCAACGUUACUGCUUGUUCGAUACGUAUGAUCUUAAGGUAUCUGCCGAGCACUCGGCCGCAGAUCGGAGUCUGUCCAUCAAUCAAGUUCUCACGUCCGGUGACGAGGUCCAGUUCAAUGCGUGUGUCAUCGACCAAAAGAGCUGUGUCCCAUACUUAGGCACGAGUGUAUGGAAAGCCGGGCAAAUCCUUCCCACCCCAGAACCCUUGGACAAAUCUGCAAUCCAACCGGACAAGAUUGCCAUCUACAAACAGGUGGUUGAGUCUUGUCGAGAUUUCAUCGAGUCAAGAGCAAAUGAUGAUAUUGUCACACCGUCAGGUGCAAUAGCCUCAUCCUCGAAGGCAUUGGUGUCGAACCAGGAUCCGCAUCACCAAUUGGAACAACCCCAAGGUUCGAAAGGCUAUUAUGCCUUGAAGGAUGAGAGCACAACCGGAGUCAUUUAUAAGGAGCUUUGCUCGAGGUUCGCCAUUCUUUCCGUAGGUCCCAAUGAUGAGCGAGCUCUAUUGGCUACAAAUCGAGUUUGGAUUGGGACCACAUUUAAUCCCAAGGAAUCUAAAUGGAGCAUAAUUCGCCGAUCCAGCUCGAAGCUCUAUGUUUGCGCUCGAGAAGUGGAGGGGUUUAAGGAUUUUCGUUAUCAAGUGGUGUACUGUCACUUAGGUUUUGGCCGACUCCCGAGGAGCGAUGCUUUUGAUUUUAAUUCCAAGAUCAAAGCUUGGAUCCGAUCAAGAUCACACAGACCGAAUCUGAACAGAGAGUUGAAAGACUACUCGGGGAAAUACGAACGCUCCUAGGUUUGUGUGUUUGAUUUAUGGUAUUACUGCGUUAAUUGAAGUGAAUCGUGGAAUUAAACCCCUUGAUGUGUGGAUGGA